CGGCCAUUCAAGAAUUGAUCUUUAUAGAAAAGAAAGAAUUAUCCUCUUUUAGAUUUUUUUUUUUGAAAAAUACUCACUUCUCACUAUGCAUUGGCUAUAUAUUUAAUCUGCUCAUCUUUGAAAGACAUUACACUAAACCAAGCUUAUAAGAACUUCACACCAAAAUAUCAUUAGAUAGAGAGAUCUCAGAGGGAAAUAAAUGGAGCAUCAACGAUCAAGGAAAUGGAUUUUUAGAGGCAAUGAAGUGUUGAUUGAAUCAUCAGCUGUGAGUGUCAGAGGAUACCUCAACCUUCUAUAUGAUAAUCUUAACAAAGAUUCUCAAAUGGCAGUGGUUCCUCUUGGCCAUGGCGACCCUUCAGCAUUUCCGUCCUUUAGAACUUCUCCUGUAGCUGAAGAUGCUAUUCUUGAUACGAUUAAAUCAGCUAAGUUUAAUGGCUAUACUCUCUCAGUUGGUAUGCAUCCUGCGAGGAGGGCUAUUGCAGAACAUCUCUCUCAUGACCUUCCAUACCAAUUAUCUGCAGAUGAUAUUUAUCUUACAGUAGGUGGCACACAAGCUAUAGAAGUGAUAGCAUCAGUGCUUGCUCGACCUGGUGCCAACAUUCUGCUUCCUAGGCCAGGCUACCCAACUUAUGAAGCCUUUGCGCGUUGCAGCAACCUUGAAGUGCGCCAUUUUGAUCUUAUACCAGAAAAAGGUUGGGAGGUUGAUCUUGAAUCCGUUGAAGCACUUGCUGAUGAGAACACUGUUGCUAUGGUUAUCAUAAACCCUGGAAAUCCUUGUGGAAAUGUCUUCACAUACCAUCAUUUGAAAAAGAUUGCAGAGACUUCAAGAAAACUUGGGAUAUUAGUGAUUGCUGAUGAAGUUUAUGACCACAUAGCAUUUGGAAGUAACCCAUUUGUGCCUAUGGGGAAAUUUGGAUCCAUUGUGCCUGUUCUUACUCUGGGAUCUCUAUCAAAAAGAUGGAUUGUUCCUGGUUGGCGAUUUGGUUGGAUUGCAACAUGUGAUCCUGAUGGUGUCUUUAAGGAACAUGGGAUUACUAAGAGCAUUGAGAGCUAUCUCAGCAUCUGCUCUGCACCUGCAACCUUCAUUCAGGCAGCAAUUCCAGAAAUCCUGAAGAGAACAAAAGAAGAAUUCUUCCUGAAAAUUAUUGACAUCACAAGAGAAGCAGCAGAUAUAUGUUAUGAAAGGAUUAAGGGGAUCCCUUGUAUUUCCUGUCCACACAAACCAGAUGGAUCCAUGUUUGCUAUGGUAAAACUAAACCUCUCUUUGCUUCAAGACAUCAGUGAUGAUAUGGAUUUCUGUCUCAAGCUAGCCAGAGAGGAAUCUGUGAUUAUUCUACCAGGAGUAGCAGUAGGACUCAAAAAUUGGCUGCGCAUAUCCUUUGCUAUGGAACCACAAUUUCUUGAACAAGGACUUGAGAGGAUAAAAGCAUUCUGCCAGAGGCAUGCCAAGAGCAAUGCAUAAGAUUUUAGUUCGUAUAAGAUCAGGUUGUGGAGAUCAUCAGCAACAUCUCUUGGAUCUGUAACAAAAAUAAAAAAUAAAAAAAAAAUAAAUUCCAUCUUUGUAUUGCACUUGCCAGUGCAUAGGAUUGGAUUUAAAUUCUCAUGGUGCUCUUUAUUACUAUUAUUAUUAGUUGAAUGUUCAUUGAAGUUAAGUGAAGUGUUUAGAUGUUGUUGAGAUAGAUUCAAAACAAUAAGAGAAAUUCUUAUCUAAAUCGAGUAUCUCAUUGAUCGAAAGAUACAAAUAUGUGAAACUCGUAUAUUUAAUACUUAAGUCCUACUAUACAUCAUGUAUCUUGGUUUUAUGAGGUACCUGAUCUAGGUAAGAAAAAUCCAAAUAAAUGUACACUUUAGUUCUUCUAUUAUAUUUAAUUAGUUCCUUUU
Molecule: messenger RNA, 1881 nt
Organism: Hevea brasiliensis (rubber tree)
Lineage: Eukaryota; Viridiplantae; Streptophyta; Magnoliopsida; Malpighiales; Euphorbiaceae
Product: nicotianamine aminotransferase 1
Exons: 7
Coding region: 200-1462 (420 amino acids)
Biological process (GO): amino acid metabolic process; biosynthetic process
Molecular function (GO): transaminase activity; pyridoxal phosphate binding
Source: RefSeq, a predicted model, not a curated record